CUCUUCAGAAUUUCUCCAACCGCCGUCGAAGGCCAAGGCGAACGGAGUUCUCUACAAAUUACAGCACUUCCAAUCGGAGACGGCCGGUUUCAUUUUUCCAGCCGACUGAACUUCACCAAGAAACGGCCGGAGCAGUUUUCCAUUUCUCUUUCAACUCCGGUAUUUUCUUGUUUUCAAGAAACAUGGACAAUGAAACCCGACGGAGAAUCAAGGAAACGGUGAUUGACUUAUUGAAGAUAUCGAACAUGGAAGAGAUGACGGAGUACAAAAUUCGAGCCGAGGCCGAAAAACGGCUCGGAAUGGAUCUCUCCGAUAUUCAAUGCAAGUGCCUGGUGAGGGACGUGGUCGAGGACUUUUUACAUUCAUUUACGGAACGUGAUGAUAAGGGAAAAGAGGGAGAACCAGGGCCUAGUGAUCGUUACGAGAAUAAAGCGACGGAGCAGGAGAUAGUCCGGAAGAAGGAGAUUAACGCUGAUGUUGACCGUGUGAUUUGCCAGCUAUCUAAUAACAGGAAUGUGACAGUUCAUGAAUUUAAAGGGAACGCUCUGGUAUCAAUUAGGCAGUAUUAUGAAAAAGAUGGAAAACAGCUUCCUGGUAUUAAAGGAAUCAGCUUGACAACUGAACAAUGGUCUGCCUUUAGGAGUAAUAUUCCUGCUAUAGAGGAAGCUAUUUUGCAGAUGAAAAGGAAAAUAAAAAGAUCUGAACACGAUGCUAAUACAAGUGGUGCUGUCUCCGUACCUGCUACUGGGUCUGCUCCUAAAUUUCCAUCUGAAACUAUUCGGUUUGAUGGAAAAAACUACCGGGUAUGGGCACGCCAGAUGGAGUUUUUGCUGCGGCGCUUAAAGAUUGCUUAUGUACUUUCUGAUCAUCGUCCUACUUCCAUGCUUGGACCGGAAUCUAGCUCUGGAAAUACCUCUCGAUCCAAGGCAUCUGAACAGGAAUGGAUGAGUGAUGACCACAUGUGUCGCCACAUCAUUCUGAACUCCCUCUCCGAUAGUCUUUUUCAUAAAUACACGAAGAGAACAAUGAGUGCCAGAGAACUCUGGAAGGAGCUAAACUCACUUUAUCUUUGUGAUUAUGGAACCAGAAGAUCUCAAGUUAAAAAAUAUCUGGAAUUCAGGAUGGUCGAGGAGAAGUCAAUAUUAGAACAAGUUGAAGAACUUAAUAACAUUGCUGAAUCCAUUAUUUCAGCUGGAAUGCGGAUUGAUGAGGAUUUUCAUGUUAGCGCCAUUAUUUCGAAGCUUCCACCCUCUUGGACAAAUGUCUUUGUGAAGUUAAUGCGUGAGGAGCAUCUUCCCUCUGUGGUGUUGAUAGAUCGAUUGAGGAAUGAAGAAAAACUACGUACACAGCAAAACUCACAUCGCUCAGGAGGCGAACGUCCUUGCAUGAAUCACAGGCGAAAAAUGGGAGACCAAAUGUCCCAAAGCCUACCGUCGAGGAAAAGGGAAUGGAAAAUGGAUGUCAAAACUUUACUCUGCUUGAAUUGUGGCAAGGAAGGACACAUAUCUCGAGAUUGUCCGAGUAGUAAGUAGGAAAGUCGAUAAUGAAGUAGCUCAUUAAAGAACACAGCAGUAUCCUACUGAGAAUCUGUCAAGCGCUUAGGGGGCUUUCAAAGUGCGAAAUCAAGGUUCUAAGCGAUGAUUUUUUUUUUUUCCUUCGUAGGAACCACUUUAAGGAAGAUCAUUGGAGAGGUCUGACUAUAAUCUACUGUAAGUUGAUAGCUUCCUACUGGAAUGUAUAAUGAGAAGAGAUGAUGAAUCCAUAAUCUCCUAGUUUGAUUAAAGAUGAGCUUGUUAAUUAUCACCGUUCUGCAGUGUUGUUAGGGUUAUUAUCAGGAUAGAUGUUAGAAAUAGUAGGUUAAAUUAUACCCUUAAAUUUUGGGUUAGGUUUAAAUUAUGCACCUGGACUUUGAAAAGCUUCA
Messenger RNA from Cucurbita moschata (crookneck pumpkin), 1921 nucleotides. RefSeq names its product retrovirus-related Pol polyprotein from transposon TNT 1-94. Gene Ontology annotation, biological process: positive regulation of transcription initiation by RNA polymerase II. Gene Ontology annotation, molecular function: transcription coactivator activity; zinc ion binding; DNA binding. Lineage: Eukaryota; Viridiplantae; Streptophyta; Magnoliopsida; Cucurbitales; Cucurbitaceae. The transcript is spliced from 6 exons. The coding region runs from base 183 to 1532 and encodes 449 amino acids. The record is from RefSeq and is a predicted model, not a curated record.